UUCAUGUUGCUGCGUUUCUGUGUCGUCCCCUUUCAGAGGAUCACGUGUGUUUGCCUACCUCUGAGUGUUGUCGGUCAAACGUGGUUUCGCCCACUGCGCUCGCUACCUUUUGUGUUCCCUUUGCCUCUCCUUUGGCCGCCUGCCGGGGUGGUGGUUGUUCUGCAAGCAGCGCUGGUGGGGCGAGAUGGAGCAGGGGUUGGCGCUUGGGAUGGGAUUGGAUGUUGGUCGCCGCGAAGAAGAAGAAGAAGAAGCGGCGUCGGGGGACGAGGAGGAGGGUGGAAAGGAGGAUGGGGAGGUAAGGAGGUCCUUGCAGCCAGCGCUGCCGCUUAAACUCCUCCCCCUCUUGCCUGUUCCCCGGCAGCCUUCUCCUCCCCUGCUCCGGUUCCCAUCGUCGACUGCGACGAGGAAUUUGGAUGCCUCGACGCGAGGGUUCGAUGUGCCAUCCACAGAGGAGGCCGAGGAAGCGGCGGCGGUGUCUUCGUCGUCACCGAACAGCACCAUCUCCUUUCGGAUGGGCUUCUCCGCCCAGCGAAGCAGCGCUGAGAGGGGAGGAGUGGUGGAAAGGGCGUCGUCUAUAGUGAGCGACGAAGAGGAGAACGGAUUGGCGAAGAAGAAGCUCCGCCUCUCCAAGGAGCAAUCUGCCUUCCUCGAGGAGAGCUUCAAGGAGCACAACACCCUCAAUCCAAAGCAGAAGCUUGCUCUGGCCAAGCAGCUCAACCUGCAGCCUCGACAAGUAGAAGUCUGGUUUCAGAACAGAAGAGCCAGGACGAAGCUGAAGCAAACAGAAGUGGACUGUGAGUACCUAAAGCGCUGCUGCCAGACGCUGACGGAGGAGAACCGCCGCCUCCAGAAGGAGGUGGCGGAGCUGAGGGCCCUCAAGACCACCCACCCUUUCCACAUGCACCUCCCGGCCACCACCCUCUCCAUGUGCCCCUCCUGCGAGCGCGUCGCUUCCACCGCUGCAGACCACCGGCCGAGCUCCUUCGCCGCCCUCUUCUCCAAGCCUACGCCUGCGGCACCUCGCCAGCCUCCCUGACAACUUCCGGCCCCAACCGCCAGCAGCCACUGGCCAUUCAUGUACAUAACUCUUGUUUUCGUGGCGUUUUGUUAGAGGGACAAGAAAAGAUGUGCGUCAACAUACUUUGCUGCUGCUAAUGAUAUCCACUGCGUUUCUA
Musa acuminata subsp. malaccensis (wild Malaysian banana) is the source of this 1175-nucleotide messenger RNA. RefSeq names its product homeobox-leucine zipper protein HOX11-like. Gene Ontology annotation, molecular function: DNA-binding transcription factor activity, RNA polymerase II-specific; sequence-specific DNA binding. The record is from RefSeq and is a predicted model, not a curated record. Gene Ontology annotation, biological process: regulation of DNA-templated transcription. NCBI's taxonomy places the organism in Eukaryota, Viridiplantae, Streptophyta, Magnoliopsida, Zingiberales, Musaceae.